Molecule: messenger RNA, 1082 nt
Organism: Danio aesculapii
Lineage: Eukaryota; Metazoa; Chordata; Actinopteri; Cypriniformes; Danionidae
Gene: vip
Product: vasoactive intestinal peptide
Exons: 6
Coding region: 123-584 (153 amino acids)
Biological process (GO): positive regulation of penile erection; positive regulation of protein catabolic process; regulation of protein localization
Cellular component (GO): perikaryon; neuron projection; extracellular region
Molecular function (GO): peptide hormone receptor binding; neuropeptide hormone activity
Source: RefSeq, a predicted model, not a curated record
GACUAUUCAAAGAGACACAAGAGCGCCAAAAGGAACUAAAAAGUCCACCUGGAGACUUUGGGAGAUUUGACUGGAGGUAUUUCAGACCCGAUCAGAGCGCGGAUCUCACAUCUCCACUGCACAUGUGUAAAGCAAUGCUUGUGCGGAACGGCUCUCGGCUUUUGCUCUUCAUAACUCUAUCCAGUGUUUUAUAUGCCCGGACCUUAAGUUUACCCUUCGCCUCCAUGAGAGAAACAAGACACGCAGACGGGCUCUUCACAAGCGGAUACAGUAAACUUCUAGGACAGCUAUCUGCCAGACGAUACCUGGAGUCAUUGAUCGGAAAGCGGGUCAGUGAUGAUUUGAUGGAAGACCAGGCGCCGAUGAAGCGUCAUUCAGAUGCAAUAUUCACAGACAACUACAGUCGCUUUCGUAAGCAGAUGGCGGUGAAGAAAUAUCUGAACUCUGUUCUCACAGGAAAGCGAAGUCAAGAAGACCCACCCAGUAUGCAGGAGGAAUCAGCCGGCGGAGAAACCACAUAUCGGGAGAGCUACGAUGACGUGACUGUAGACCGACUUCUCAAUCAUAUACCAUUGCCACUCUGAGGUCAAUCCGAACGCAAGAAUUCAAGACCAUCCUAGGGUUUCCAUUUUACACAGUCUAGCAUAGGACAUCAGCAUACUACUAAAACAACGUGUUGAAGAAAAAAAUAAUAUAUAUGGUUACCUAUGACGUAAAUGUUUGCACUGUACAUAGAGAAUAAACUUUAAUGAGAGAUGUUAUAGCUUGAAGAUGUACAUAGUGUGCUUUGGCCUUGGAUCCGACACGUUUGCUUUGACAUGUUUCCUGUAAAUUGUAGAUCAAUAAAUGCAUUGAAACAAGCCACACGGACUGGUACAAUGAAGAGCUGAAGACUGCUGAUUGGACGAUGAUGUAUCGCAGUGCGUUUUUGUAAGAUGAAUUAUUUUGUAAACAAACAAAUAUAUUGAUGUUGCUUCUAUGUGAACUCUAGAGGGACCAUUUUGGGGUUUUGGGAGGGUCGGGCAUUGGAAAUCUUUAUUUUUGCCAUUCAAAGAAUAAUAAAAGGUUGAAGAGCCAUACAA